GUGAGAGUCCAGUUAGGACAGGCAACAUGUGUGUGGUUUACAAGGUUGUCAUUUUGACUUUCUGUUUUAUUAUGUUACCCGCAGCGCAGCUUGAUGCAUCGUAAUGAAGAAAAUAAUGAAGAAGCAUUCGUCGAUUUUAAUUUUUUUGUUUCUUGUAUUUCGAAGUUUUAUGACUUAAGUACAACGAUGAUAUGUAGCAAGGUAUAGAGAGGUAUAGAAAGGUAUAUUUAAAACUUGGUUUAUUUUUUAUGAAAGUUAAGUUUUGAGUUUUCUGAUUAUGUUAGCGUUUGUGUCUCUGAUAGAGAUUGAAAAGAAAAAAAAAUGGGAAUACUUCACUUGUUUAAAUCUGUAUAGCUAGACCGUGUGGUGUUGUGGCCAUGUGGCCCUCUGGCCGUGUGGUGUUGUGGCCGUGUGGCUCUGUGGCCGUACCUAGUACUAAUUAUCAUGUUGAAAAUCGCUUCAUUUAUAACUGUUUAAUUUCAAUGCAUGAUUUUCUAUCUUUCUUCCUCUUAUCAUUACUAGUACAUUUGUUUUUCCCCAGAUUACCAAGCGAAAACCAAUGUAAGAUUGUAAAAUGUGACCACAUAGCUCUAAAAAUCGUACUAAGUUUUGACUGGAAGGAGACUAUGAUCUCAAAAGAUUUCAUUGAAGGCACUUCUGGACUUUGACCUGUAUCUGAGACCAGGAUCUCAAAAGAUUUCAUGAAAUAACUUAAGGUCAUUUUAGUUUAAAGAAGAACAGAAUAACCCAGUGUUUUCUGAGUGUCGCUUUCAAACAACGGAAGCCAGAAAGAAGCACCAGAAAUUUGUUGAAACAAGGAUCAAUUAUUUGAUGUGACCCAAAAAAAUAAUGAAAGGAAAGAAAAGGUAAAGUAUCAAACUGAUCGGGGCAACCAGUCGGGGCAACCUAUAGGGGCAACCAUUAAAGGCAACAAGUUGCGGCAAACAGGGAAGGGUUUUGUCUCUUUAAAAAAAAAAAUAAAGACUUUCUACGCAUGAAAUAAAAUUCCCAAAAUUAGAAAGAUUUUAAAAAUCGUGUUUCAACUUGCAGGUCCCAGGGGAUUAGGCACCUAAGACGAUCAAACUGUCUUCUUUGAAUGUCAAUACUGACAGUGUCAGAGCUGAAAUGGCCGUGUCACGCUACAGUGGCGUCACUGACAUACCAGCUUUGUGGGGGCAUCCAACCAUGACAAAUGUGUUCACGGAUAAUUGAUAUAUAUAUAUAUAUAUAAAUGAAUACAUACGAGUUUAAAGUUGCACCAUAUUCAUCCAGAAGGGAUGGUUGGUGUGUGUGUGGGUGUGUGUGGGGGUGGGGGUGGGCGGGAUGGCUGUCAUAACCAAUCACUGUUACGGUUAUAUUUUGAAUUAGGAGAGAAUACCUAGUAGGGACAUUAUUAAAUGUUAUUAUGAGAAUGCAGAGUUGUGAAAAUCAUAUUUUAAUUUUUUCUUAUAAUGCCAUACAUUCUGUGAUGGAAUCUGUUCUAAAUCACAAUAAAUUGAUAUCUUUGUUUUAUAGUGUCACUUUGAGGCCAACUCAAGCCCACCCAAACUUCGUAUAGCAUUGUUUUAAAUGAUCGUACAUUUACUAAAGGGUUCACUUAAAAUGGGGUAUUAAAUCUCAUAUUAUUUGAUAAAUGUAUAUAUCUUUAAAUAUAUAUACAUCCAUAAAUUAAAUACGUUUUUUAAAGAUACGUUUAAAUGUUCAAAACAUAUGUUUUUUUUAAAUAUUUUUUUGCUGGUCAAUCUAUAUAAUUACAUUAAAAUAACGUCGAUUAAAAUUAGAGGAGUUGCGUCGCACUCCUAAGUGACCAAAAGUACGUCACAGUUCUCAGUGACACGGAUACGUGAACUAAGCAGUAAGUAAGACGCCUUUCGGUCUUCCAAAAAUAGCCCUCCGCGGCCGUUGGCGGGAAGAAAUCAAUACCUAAGGUCGUCUGCUGUUGUUAGUAAUCUGUACCUCGCCGCUUGGUGGCGCUGGAAGGGGGAUUUUUUUUCAUUGGUUGUCCUAACGUGUCUAAAGGGUUUUCCUGCUCGACACUCUCUUUCAAACAGCGGUUUGAUUCAAACAUCUGAUCACACGUUUCGCAAAAUGACGUGGAUCAAAGUCACGGGACACGUACAUUCUGGAAUCAUUUUGAACUUUUCCCCCCAAAACAUGUUGAGGAAUGUCUGCCACAGAAAAUGGAGAAAAGAAAAAAAACACGUCAAUUUGCAAAAAUUUCCGAAACUUUUAAAAUAAACUCAGCUCAGCUAGACCACGUAAUGGACCUCAAGGCCACGUCACAAAAGAGGAGGUGGGGGUGGGGGCUGGGGGAUUUUGGUCACUUUUGUUUAAUAAAGUUCACAGUUUCAGUUUGCAUAAAUAUUUUUUGGUGGAACACGUAAUGAGGAACACGCAAUGAGGAACACGUGAUCAGGAUCAUGUGAUGAGGAUCAUGACGUGGCUUUCCGGGAGGAGUGGAAAAUUUUUGGGCGCCAUAAAGACCAAAUAUUUUUUUUUUUAAAUUGUAUAGGUUUGACUGUGGUUUAAGGUCAAGGUCUUGGACUUUUUUUUUUUCAUGUCCACCCACGUCAUCAAACUGACGUGUUUGUGGAAUUUUUUUUUUUUUGGUUUUCAUAAAAUGUUAAAAAGAUCCUUUACAUAGGGAUAAGGUUUUGUCAUAAUUUUGUUCUGUAAAGUUUUGGUAUUCAGGAGGUCAAGGCCGUCCCAAGUAAAGGAACUUAAAUGACAUUGGAAAAUUAUUUUUUUUGUAUGUUAGGAUAUUUUAUAUAUCAUGCAAAUCUUAAGUUUGGCCCACAUGUUUAGGCCCAUAACAGUGUUACCUUUAGGUUACAAGUACGAAUGCCUUUGGGGGAAAAGAAAAUUUACCCAAAAGUAAUUUUUUGAGACUUGUUGAUUUUUUGAAUUACCAGGUUACUGUUUCAAGAAUUGGGGAAAAAUGUUUGAUUUAGGGCCACCUUAGCAGAGCCUCAACGCUUCGGGAGGUUAAAGGUGAACUUUAUGUGGUGUUUGUGUAUGUUUGUAUGGGGUUAAGUGGAAUUUACAAUAUCAUGUAAAGAAUAAUUUGUGUUGAAAUAUUCAUAUUACAGAAUUAAAAAUAUCCACACAAAAUUUCUUUACAUACACAGGUGAUUUUCUAAAGUAUUUCAAGGUUUUCCCAUAAUGAAUUAUAUUUUCUAAAAUGUAGUAUAGAAACAAAAAUAGAUUUUAACAGGAAUUAAAAAAACAACAAACCCAGCUGUUACAAUUGUAUAUAAUAUUAAAACAACACAAACAUAACAUUGUACAUACAUUAAAGAUGUUAUUGAAAUGUUACAAAAAUGCUAUAACUUAUAAAAUAAACCAUUUUACAAAGACCGUACUCUCUGGCUGGUGGGAAACGAAAUUUUUCCUCUGUACUCGAGCGUGGUGUAUCGCUCUUAGCAUAGCGAGGUGCACGGAUCGAUACUUGGCUUAACGAAACUGCUAGGUAGGCCCGAUCUCUUACGUGGCGCGCAUGAAUCUCAUUACAUAUUGGGGGGAAAUUCUCGUCUGCAAAAAUGAACAUUACGUGUAUUUUGAAAAAUGACAAAAUUGGGGUCUGUCCUAAAGUUUGAACACGUCAUGUCAUUGGGUAUAUAAGACCAUAUUAUUUCAUGUUAUAUUUACAAUUUUCUAGGCUCUACUUAAUCAGUCUGCAAAAUUUAUUUUUAAAAACAUUUAAAAAAAACAACAAAAAAUUUGAAAAAAGCCUAUUUAUUUUUAGAACCGAAAAAAAUCCGGUAAGUUAUGUUCAAUUAAUAUAUAUAUAUUUGUUCUAUUCAGAUCAAAUUUUUUUUUAAUAAUAUAAAAAAUAGUACGCAAUUGUUAUGUUAACCAUGCAAGAUUACGUUUUUAUUAGUAUAACUCAAUUAUAAUAAUUACCUUAAAUAAAUAGAUUUAUAAAAGUUUUAAAAUAUUAUCAUCAUAUCACAUGAUUUUUUAUUUAUAUUUACAUAACUUUAUCAGUGCAUUUUGUCUUAUAUAUAUAUAUAAUAUAUAUAUAUAUAUAUAUAUAUAUAUAUACACAUAUAUGUAUAUAUAUGCAUGUGUGUGUGAGUGUGUGUGUGUAAUUGUGCAUAUUUUUGUGUGUGUGUGUCUCUGUGUUAACUUUCCAGCAACUGCACACACCUUCCUGUGUCUGUAUACCAAGUUGUCAAUAAAAUGCUUCCCUGUGCUCUAUGAGGCGAGCUCACUUAACUUGCUGACUUUUAUAAAAGUCACUAGAAUUUGACCCAAAAUUUAUUUUUACCCGUGCAGUCUCCAAACUAUGGCCAAAUCCGACAAGACUUUAGUUGAUCUGAAAAGAAUUACCGACGAGUGGAAGAAUUCUGAAACUGUCAAAGGUGAGAAAGAUCUACGAAAAGAUAUGUGAAAAGAUCUGUAGAAAUAUCUGUAAGAUCUGUAAAAAUAACUGUAAAUAAGUAACGAAAUGCCUGAAAAAUUAUACAAAGAAAUAUCUCUAAAACGAUAUGCAAAAUUAACUGUGGAAAGAUCUAUAGAAUAAAAAUAUGUAAAAAGAUCUAUAGAAUUGUCUGUGAAAAGAUCUAAAGAAGUAUCUGUAAAAAGAUCUAUAGAGUUUACGACCUAAAUCUGGUGUUCUCCUAAUUAUAAAUGGUUUUAAUCAUCAUAAAAUAAUGAUCUCAUCUGAGAUUGGGAGAAAACUACAGGAAAAGUUUAUGUAUAAAUAUUUAUGAAUUCAACAUAAGCAUACAACUUUCAAACUAAAAAUUUAAUAAAUUAAUAAAUAUUUUGAAAAACAACAUACAACUGACCACUCAUAUGUUGUUUUGACCAAGUCUAGCUAUACAUCAGAGCACAUAGACAUACACUUGGAAUAUGUUACACAGGAGACAAAAUCAAUAAGAAUGUGACUUAUAGUAGUGCUGUGUUUACAAUGUACAGGUCAAGCUCAUUUCAAAAACAUCAAACUGACCCUCACCGACGUCCAGUGGACCGAGGUCAAGUGUCUGACGGACCUGGAGAGGGCCCAAACACCGAAGGUAUAAUAUGCUAUUUUUGACCUCUCUUUUUUUUUUCAAAAUUAGUCUGAGAUUUGUAAAGUCAUUAUGACCUAAGGUGGAAGAGACUUAAUGAUCUAAUUAGGAAAAGCAAUCAUGACCUAGAGACAAAAAAUCGUCAUGGCCUAAGGAGGAAAAGUAAUUAUGACCUGAGAAGGAAGAGCUUCCUGGGGACGAUGUAUAUAUUUUUUUAUCAUUUCUGUUUUCAUUAUGUCUACAGUUUAGAUGAGAUUUUUACUUUUGUGUAACUCUUACAUUUUUUGGAUAUUUAUCACCUUUAAGUAAAUCAUUUGGCCAUAGAAUUGAGCGAUGUCCCCUCUUUAUCUAUUUGCCAUAGAAAUGAAGCAUGUCUCAUGUUUAUCUCUCAGCCAAAGAAUUGAGGCAUUUCCCAUGUUAAUCUCUUAGCCAUAGAAUCGAAGAACUUCCCAUGUUUAUCUAAUAGCGCCAGAAAUGAAGCAUUUCUCAUGUUUAUUUCAAAGCCUUAUAGUUGAAGCAUUUCCCAUGUUUAUCUAAAGGCCUUAGAAUUGAAACAUUUCCCCUGUUUAUCUCAUAGCCAUAUAAUUGAAGAUUUCCCAUGUUUAUCUAAAAGCCUUAGAAUUGAAACAUUUCCCAUGUUUAUCUCAUAGCCUUAGAAUUGAAACAUUUGCCCUGUUUAUCUCAUAGCAUUAAAAUUGAAAAUUUCCCAUGUUUAUCUCAUAGCCUUAGAAUUGAAACAUUUCCAAUGUUUAUCUCAUAGCCAUAGAAUUGAAGCAUUUCCCAUGUUUAUCUCAUAGCCAUAAAAGUGAAGCAUUUCCCAUGUUUAUCUCAUAGCCUUAGAAUUGAAGCAUUUCCAAUGUUUAUCUCAUAGCCAUAGAAUUGAAGCAUUUCCCAUGUUCACCCCCAUCAUCUUCUCUUAGGCUGCUGCCCAAAAUACCAGCUAUCAAAGACAGCACUUCGACAAGGUCAAGGCCAAAAUGGCCAAUCAAGUCGGAACACAUGUGACCAUCACCUCAGGUGUUGUUAAAGGUGAGUUUGGUCAAUGUGUGCUCUAAUGUAGUUGUGUGAUGUGUUGUGAUAUUUGAGUGUUGUGAUAUGAAAUGAAUGGUUUGUAAUAUGUGGUCAGUUGUCUGUUGUGUUGUAAAAUAUCAGCUUGGUGUUGUCUUUCGAAAGUAGUUUCUGGUGUGAAUUUGAAGUUUAAUAUAUUGAUGAGUUUUGUUGAUAUUGUACCGUUAAGCUAUCGGCUACUCACUGUAUGUGAAACCUAACGUUUUAGCACCUCAGCUUGUUCCCUGUCUGUUGAAAGUCAGUGUCCUAACUUUGUUAUUGUGUUCCCUGUCUAUUGAAAGGUCUGCUUCAUAAUGUUGCCAUUUUAUUCACCUGACUAUUGAAGGUCUAUGUCAUAAAAUCUGCCAUGUUGUUCCCUGUCUUUUGAAGGUCUGUGUAAUAACUUUGCCAUUCCGUUGUCUGGACUGCCCAAGCCUGUUAAUGACGUCAUUGGGUCUGCAGUGGAGGUUGAUGUGGGGACUGCUGAGAUAGGCUCAGAUCAGACGAUGGAGGCGUUUAUUAAAAGUUCCCCAAAAAAGGACCAAAUGGCUGGAAACUCACCCCAGUCGUCUGCUGGAGCUUCGGGAUCUUUUUACACUGGUUAGUUCCAAUUUGUAAGCUUUAAAAAAAAACAAUUAUUGUCAUAUAUUUUCAGAACACUUUAUGUAUGGUCUCUGUGGACCCCUUAGGCAUGGUAUCUCUGAACACUACUUAAAUAGUCUUUGUGAUUACCUCUAUCAAAUCUGUGUCAGAUGUUCCCAACCGUGUGGGCCUUGAAGAUAUGAAAUGCGGUGUCAGAAUCACAAACAGUCUUAUCCUUCAAAAGUCUUGCCCAAAAAACAUGUGUCAAUAGGACAGUUUACAUUGCAAAAUAUUUUAAAGUUUUUAAAUACUGUACUUUUAAAAAACAUGCUUGCAAUUUUUUAAUGUUAAAAAUAUUCCCCACGCCAGAUUUUUGCUUUUAAAUUGCAAAUGCAUUAAAAAUAUACUACUUAAAAAUGCUAACAUUGUAUUACUUUUUGAUGUAGGUACUUUUUCCGGGGAAGCUCGACUCCGAGGAGAAGUUAUUGUUGAAGACAACAAAAGUGUUGAGCAGUGCUCCAUUGCCGAGGUGGUCAGAUGUUUGAAGGGGAAGUCAAAACACGUUGAAAAUCUGAGUGCUUCUGAAGACUUCACAGUUCGGUGGAGUAUUAGAGGAGAGUGUGUCUUUCACCUGGGUACAUAAGGAGACAUGAGAGUACAAUGUCUUUCACCUGGGAAAAAUAUGCUGAUUUAAAAUCCAAUGAUUAAAUUAUGGGUUAAAAAAUAUGAUUGGAUUUCGUAAAUUUUAGUGUAGCUGAAAAAAAAAUAUUAUUUUCUUUCAUGGAUCAAUGAAUUAUUUAGAUUUGAUUGCUGUAAUGAUUUGACUGCUCUAAUGAUUUGACCUCUGUAAUGAUUUGCCUGCUGUAAUGAUUUGAGUGAUGUAAUGAUUGGAGUCAUUUCAAUGUAGAAAUCAAUUUAAAUUUUAGGUAUACUUGGGAACAAGUUGACAUUAUUAGUCUCUUAAAAUGUGUGAAUUGUUAAUAAUACUGUAACUAAAUAAUUGUUAUGCACAAGAAGACUAGUCAGUAACUAAUAAAACGCUCUGACUGAAAAAAUACUCCAAAACACAUUUCAAUUUUGCCCUUUGUUGCAUGCUGCUAAAUUUUGUUUCUUGAAUAAAAAAAUAAUAUGAAUAAUUUGAUUUGUGGUGAAGCUGAGAAUAAUGUGUAAAAUUUAAUAUAAACCAACUUUUUAUUUGAAUUUUGUAAAUAUGUAUAUUAUAACGAAUAAAAUUGCUUGCUUGCAAUGCAUACACAAUAGCCCUAUAUGAUGAUACUUAUGGCCAUAUUUUAUGAAAAACAAUUAUUAAAAUUUAAUUAUUAAAUAUUGAUGUUAUAUGUUGUCUUAAGUAACAAUUGAAUUCAUAUUUGUCAUGAAAAACGCUACCAAAUUCAAUAAAAGUGAACAUA
Molecule: messenger RNA, 8053 nt
Organism: Lymnaea stagnalis (great pond snail)
Lineage: Eukaryota; Metazoa; Mollusca; Gastropoda; Lymnaeidae
Source: the annotation of a GenBank genome assembly